AUGGCGGAGCCUCAACAUGCAAAUGACACGCUAGCAAGGCAUCCCAACGGCACGCGUCGAUCCGGUACAACGUCGCAAACAAGCACGCUCAGCCGCGCACGCAGCAAACGCGCUUCCGAUGCCGGGGCCAUUCCCUCUGGCUCCAAGCAAAACGGAGGUGCAAGCCUCUCGUCCGCUGCGUUCCCGAUCGUCGAAAAGUCUAGUCCGUCUUCGGCGCCACAGAACAUUCCCCGCACCCCCCGUACUGCGAGCGAACCUGGUCUACGCUCUGUGUUAGAGAAAUCGGGCUUGGAAACGCCGAUGAACAACAAAGGCAAGAGAAAAGCGGAAGAGGUCGACAUCACACCCCCCGACCAACGCGCCCAUCACGCGACAUUCGUUAUCCCGACAGAGGGUCGUCGUUCUCACCACGUUUCCGAAGUUUCUCGCGCCCCCUCUUCUUUCGCCGGUCGCAAGCGUGCUCGUCUCUCAAGCCAGUCUCCUUCCUCAACCCCCUCCCGCUCGCAGUCUCAAACCCGCCCCUCGUCGGCCACCCGUCACCUCACCGACUCCUGGCCCAGCCGCACCAGCAUCCCCGCCCCAAGUCUUCACCGUGCCCUUUCCAAGACUGCGUCGAUGCGCUCUGGUCGUCCCGACUCGAGGCGAUCUGGAGCCCCUGACCUAGCCAACGGUUAUCGUCAAGCGGAGUCGCGUCGCAGCAUGUCAGAACUCUCGUUCCCCAUCUCUGCGCUCGUCGCCCCACACGCUCCUUCAGUCAGUGUACGUUCUGGAGGUUACUAUAUGCGCGAUCCCCGCAAGCCUCCGCGCGUUCAAGCCACUGGAUGGACGCUUCGCUUCAACUCCCGUGAAGAACAAGGAUCGCCUCUGCACGCGUGGGCCUUUUUCAUCGGCUUCGUCCUCUUCCCUCUCUGGUGGAUCGCAAGUUUCUGGCGAAUCCCACAGACCAGGAGGGUCGGUGGGACGGACACGGAGAAAGCAGUCACAUUGGAUGAUCCCCAGGUCGAACAUGACGCGAGAUCCUGGAGAACACGGUGUCGCGUCAUGUUGGUCGUCUCUCUCCUCACCUACAUUCCCUUCAUCGUCCUUCUCGUCGUCUUCGUCCCCCGCGGUUGA
Epithele typhae is the source of this 1113-nucleotide messenger RNA. RefSeq lists its product as uncharacterized. Bases 1 to 1113 code for a protein of 370 amino acids. The transcript is spliced from 3 exons. The record is from RefSeq and is a predicted model, not a curated record. Lineage: Eukaryota; Fungi; Basidiomycota; Agaricomycetes; Polyporales; Epitheliaceae.